GAGAGAGGGAGAGGGUGUCCCGUCUGCGCGGAUCUCAGACAGACAGCAGGCAACAGCUGCAGCAGUAGGUUCGCGUUGGAUUUCACUGCAUUGCGAUUUGAAAUAUCAGUCAUUUCAUCCACAAAACCCCACGCAGAGCAGCUCGACUAAGCAGCCAAAUAUCAUUUGAAGAAAAUGGUUGAUCGCGAGCAGCUGGUGCAGAAAGCCAGGCUGGCUGAACAAGCUGAGAGGUAUGAUGAUAUGGCAGCUGCUAUGAAAUCGGUCACAGAGCUGAAUGAGGCCCUGUCCAACGAGGAGAGGAACCUCUUGUCCGUAGCCUACAAAAAUGUGGUGGGCGCCCGGCGCUCCUCCUGGAGGGUGAUCUCCAGCAUCGAGCAGAAAACCUCCGCCGACGGCAACGAGAAGAAGAUCGAGAUGGUGAGGGCCUACCGGGAGAAGAUCGAGAAGGAGCUGGAGGCGGUGUGCCAGGACGUGCUCAACCUCCUGGACAACUUCCUGAUCAAGAACUGCAGCGAGACGCAGCACGAGAGCAAGGUGUUCUACCUGAAGAUGAAAGGCGACUACUACCGGUACCUGGCCGAGGUGGCCACGGGGGAGAAGAGGGCCACGGUGGUGGAGUCGUCGGAGAAGGCCUACAACGAGGCUCACGAGAUCAGCAAGGAGCACAUGCAGCCCACCCACCCCAUCCGCCUGGGCUUAGCUCUCAACUACUCUGUGUUUUACUACGAGAUCCAGAACGCCCCGGAGCAGGCCUGUCAUCUGGCCAAGACCGCCUUCGAUGACGCCAUCGCUGAGCUAGACACCCUCAACGAGGACUCCUACAAAGACUCCACUCUCAUCAUGCAGCUGCUCCGAGACAACUUGACACUGUGGACAAGUGACCAGCAGGAUGACGAGGGAGGGGAGGGCAACAAUUAAAGAUAAACCACACGACGAAAAAAAAAUUAUGAAGGGCCGGUGGACUUUGGCAGCCGCUUUUGCCGAUGAUACUACCGCAGCAGCAGUUCUUUAUUUUUCCAUGUGUUUAAAGAAAAGAAUCAAAAGAGAGGUGAAAGUGGAGGUUAAAUCUUAGUUUAAAUAUAUAUAUAUAGAAAUAUAUAUACAGUUGAAAGGGGCCUCCGUCUUCUUGAUUUUCUCUUUGACAUUUGCCAAAACCACUGAUAUGUCAGUCAAUCAGCCUGAAGUGGUUGUUGUUGGAUUGAAAUGGCGGCCUCACACUGGCAUAGGAACUGAUCUUGUUCUGUCAAGAUAAGCUGCUUACUUAGGUUUUUGCGUGAUAGGGAUGCAUUUGAGUCACUCGUGAGAGAAAAUGCUUUAAUGGGAAUGCCUCACAAAACUAGUUUGCAUUGGUUCCAGUUGUAGACCAUAUACGGGAGAGGGCCCUGAACGCCCCUCACGUUACACUCACACUAACAAAGAGAAUGUUUUAAAGCAGUAAAGAAAAAAAAAAAGAAAAAAAAUCCCCCAAAUUUGACGAGAUGAAUUAGAGAGUAAUUAAAAAGGAGACUAGGUAACGCACAUUUUACUCCUUUCCCUCUGUCUUAAGCGUAUUUGGCAUCUUGCAGAUAAGUCUGUCGUAUGUCACUGGAACCAUUGAUUCUUUUGGAGGUGAAGAUUACAAAAGGCAGAGACUUAAAAUAAAUAAAUAAAUAAAAAAAUUACAAAAAAAAAGCAGCUUCAGAGUUUGUGGUUUACUUCUGUAUUUGUUUUAUUAAAUGCACUUGCCUACUAUACUGUUUCUUCAGUGUAAGAUGAUGACAACAAUUAUAUCAAUUAUUCAAUAUUGUGCAUGCUGGUGAUGUAUUUAUAUACAGUAGCUUGACUUUAUUAACUUAUACUGUUGGUGUUAAGUAUUCAUAUGACUGAGAAAAACAGGCUUUGUCUGAUGUUGAUUUCUAACUUCUAAUUUAUUUCAAUUUGUUUAUGGUUUUUGAUUUGCUCUACCAAAAUGGUGAUCGUAAAAAUUGACCUGUAAUGGGCGUUGCUAUAGUGACAUGCAAAUAUAUGUAUUUAAUUUGUUAAUUAAAGAAAAAAAAAAAAGACGAAGCUAAAAAAAUAUAUAUAACUCACCAGUGCUCACUUAAUCUUACCAACUGGUGUUUGUCACAUUGAAGUAUGAUUACGAUAUAUUUUGUUCAUUGAACAGUAUUUAAGUACUUUUUUCUGUCAUGCUAUCCGGUUUUAAUAAUGGUGACGUUUCAAAGCUCAAUGUUUCUGUUAUGAAGUCACAUACAUGGACCAUAAUUUAUUUCUGACAAUACACCUUUAUUUUGUUUGUUUUUAUACCUUUUAGCUGUUCCUGAGUGACAUAAUAUCUUGAAUGUGAGUCAUUAUGUAGCAGUUGCACAAGAACCGAAAUAAUAGCUAUGAUAAUAAAAAAGAACAUGUCUAAAUUA
This is a messenger RNA of Cololabis saira (Pacific saury), 2396 nucleotides long. RefSeq names its product 3-monooxygenase/tryptophan 5-monooxygenase activation protein, gamma polypeptide 2 (gene ywhag2). The record is from RefSeq and is a predicted model, not a curated record. Lineage: Eukaryota; Metazoa; Chordata; Actinopteri; Beloniformes; Belonidae. Gene Ontology annotation, molecular function: protein kinase C binding. Gene Ontology annotation, cellular component: cytoplasm. Gene Ontology annotation, biological process: signal transduction. The transcript has 2 exons. The coding region runs from base 175 to 918 and encodes 247 amino acids.